Molecule: messenger RNA, 1947 nt
Organism: Diprion similis
Lineage: Eukaryota; Metazoa; Arthropoda; Insecta; Hymenoptera; Diprionidae
Product: facilitated trehalose transporter Tret1-like
Exons: 5
Coding region: 304-1884 (526 amino acids)
Biological process (GO): transmembrane transport
Cellular component (GO): membrane
Molecular function (GO): transmembrane transporter activity
Source: RefSeq, a predicted model, not a curated record
GUUGACUCGAUGUUAUACAGUAGCGAAUUGACAGCUAGUAUGCUCGUGGAUUCUGAACGAAGUAAACGAAGUGAGCGAAAGAUUCAGCCAAAGUCUCCUCGGUUCUCUUCGUCUCUCUGAAGUAAUUUGAGGCGUAUUUAUUUCGCAUUGUACUCGUGUGAUUGCCCAACAGUCAUCUGACUUGGCCUAUUGUGAUGGAAACCGUGUGAAAAAUUUUAUUCCAACGUAGAAGUAAGAAUUUACUCCUCUUACAACUGACAUUGUCAAAGGAGAAAUCAUCCUCGGUUAUACCAUUUGAAAAAUAUGGGACCUUCCUUGAACCAGGAUCAGACUGUAAGUGACGACCGGAAAUCGCCACAAAAUGAGCAGAAUAUGAGAAUGUCGGGACCAGAAGUAAUCCCGGUCUCAAGGUGGAGACAAGCAGCUCCCCAGGUAUUGGCUGUUGGCGCAAAAAACCUUUUAUUACUGAGCUAUGGUUGUACUGUUGGCUUUGCCACCAUUCUACUUCCAGCUCUACAGAAAGCGGAACCCGACAUUGAUGUCACCCUUGACGAAAUCACGUGGAUCAGUAGCAUCAACUUGAUCCUCGUCCCUGUCGGAUGUCUGGGGAGUGGAUUGAUAUCUGGCUACCUUGGGAGAAGGAAGACAAUGAUGAUAUCAAAUGCUCCGUUCAUCGCCGCCUGGAUUCUCUACUAUUAUUCUUACAACUCGACAAUGCUGUUUUGCGCCUUAGCCAUGACGGGGUUGACCGGUGGGCUCUUGGAAGCACCGGUGCUAACGUAUGUCGCAGAGGUGACGCAACCACAUCUUCGGGGCAUGCUCUCCGCGACCUCGACCAUGUCCGUAAUCCUCGGCAUCUUUAUUCAGAUGCUAGCGGGCAGCUUGACCACCUGGAGGAUGGCCGCUCUCAUAAACAUAACUUUUCCGACAUUGUGCUUCAUUUUACUUUGUCUCAUUCCCGAAAGUCCUCAUUGGCUCAUUGGAAAGGGACGCAUGAAUGAGGCCUUAAAGGCGUUGCGCUGGCUUCGGGGAUGGGUGCCAGCCGAACACGUUCGGGCGGAAUACAACAGCGUCUGCGAGGCCAUUCAAAAGUCGCAACAUUUAGAUUCAGAGCGUGGAGUAAGAGCCUGGAGCCACUACACGGAUCGCACUUUCUGGGUGCCCUUCUUCUUGGUCAGCUGGGUCUUUCUUAUCGGUCACUUUGGCGGCAUGGCACCGUUGCAGACGUUCGCAGUAUCUAUCUUCAGUGAUCUUCAUGCACCUAUCGAGAAAUUCAAAGCCGCGGUGAUGUUGGGCGCUGCUGAACUGCUCGGCACGUUGUCUUGCGUCAUUCUGAUACACUUUACUGGAAAACGGAAGAUCGCCUUGAUUUCCGUUCUCAGCACGGCCAUUUGCUUUUCUAUUGCUGCACUUUACGGUAGCAUGAUCAAUCAAGGCCUCAUCGUAGGCGAAGACUACGCUUGGAUACCAACUUACGCCUUAAUUGGCAGUGCCUACUUUAGUCAUUUGGGGAUAAGAUUGCUGCCAUGGGUACUCAUAGGGGAGGUUUUCUCAGCACAGGUCCGGAGUAUUGCAGCGGGGGCAGCCAGUGCUUUUGGAUAUGCGAGUAACUUCGUCGUGAACAAGGUUUACCUCUACAUGAAGGAAGGAAUGACACUGGCUGGUACAUUUUGGUUUUACUCCGGGGUCGGGCUUGUGGGAGGCAUCGUGAUCUACUUCAUUUUGCCAGAAACGGAGGGACGGACUCUCAGAGAGAUCGAAGAACACUACGCGGGAACUCAAAAUCUGAAAACUAGACCGAGAAAAGAAGAUCUACCGAUUAAAGAGAAAUGGUCUGCGUCUAACCCAACUCCAGUAACUGACGUCGUGGAAAUUAGGCUCUGAAGUGAAAGUUAAGGACUUCCUAUCUUUAAAUUAGUAAAGGAAGUCAAGAACUCGAUAAUGUGA